GAACGAAUUGGCUGGCUCCGCAGCCCUGUAGUCUUGAAGGGGGGAAAAAAAUAGCAGACUGCCGAGUGUGUCGGGUUGCAGAAAAUGGAGCACGUCUUUCCUUCUUCUCGCUCUUUGCCAAUUCCCCAUCUGUGCUCGAGAACUCUGCCCCCAAUAUCGCAGUUGACAUGACGUAUUGGUUACACCGCUACGGCAACAAACAGCAUGCGUGGCGCAAGAUACCCACUGUGGACCGCGUGGUGUAUGAGCGGCAGCUUGGCCUCGUCGAGGCAUCGUUUGAUAAUGACGGGGUGCACUAUGGAGGAAGAGCAGACCUGACGCAUAGUUUUGAGUUUGAGAUCAGGACGAGCCUGGCUCCGAACAAGCUGCGCGAGAGAAUUGUGCUAGCAUGGUCGGCCUUGAGGCUGAGCCAUCUGCUGAUGCUGUCAAAAGCUAGGGAUAGAACAUCUUCUGCCUCGGGCGGGAGCGGAGAUGGGGAAGAGCUUCAGCGAUGUUUUGUUGUAGAUUUGCCUACGGACGCAGCAGCUGCAAUAGAAGAAGCACGCGCUUCUCUCACCUCUCUUCUCGAACAAGAUGCGGCAAUCGACCCAGUCGAAUUCCGUACUCAUGCCCUGAACUCAGCCCGUAUCGUGGACCCGACCAGAUCGCUCUCUCAUCUCUUCAUCCUGCCGUCGAGACGGGUGGACGCGGAUCGGUAUCGGCUCUCUUUCAUGAUUGUUCUAGCACACAUGAUCGCGGAUGGCUUGUCCUUGCACAACUGGCUCGGCCACUUCAACGAGCUCCUCAAUACGCGCCCCGCCGAAUUGUACGAGCUGCUUGUCCAGAGCCUCCGAGAAGAAACGAUCCGGUCCAGACUCCCGCCGGCGCAGGAGGAUCUUUACCCGCCGAUUCCCGGUAGCAAGGCUCGUCAGCGCUGGUUCUGGGCCAUAAUACGAAUUCUACGACACGUCCGCAAGCCUCUGCCCGAAGGAUUCGUCAAUCCGCUCCGUCGCGCCAACAGAGUAACGCUUGCUCUUGAACCCAAGUUCUCGGACGUGCUGGACUAUUCCGCUGAGAAGCUUCCGCCCCUGAAUUCCGGCUGUUGCACUCCCGCUAUGUCUCUGUCAGCGUCCCGACGGUUGGCUGGCCUAUGUCGCUCUGCAGGGACUUCCAUCGGUGCCGGUGUCUUCGCGCUUGUCGCGCUCGUUAUGAUGGACAUUGAAGUACAGCGCAAUCCAGACACCCCUCUGGAGAAGCGAAAGCCCUUCAUCGCCUCCUUCCCCUUGAAUCCACGCCCCUUCUUCGGAUAUGCAGGCAAACAUGACUCAUGUAUGCUCGCUUUCAGCGACGGCAUAGUUAUUCCUUUCUUGCCCCCCGAUCUGCCCCUGGAGGGACGUUUGAAGCUGUUGGCUAAAGCGGCGCAUCGUCAGUUGAGAGCGUACCAAAAGCGGAAGGAGGGCUUGGGCAACAGCCACAGCCCAAUGCGAAUGCUGGCCACGAACUACAUCACCGCCGUUGAGCGAGCUGAAGAUAAAUUGCCCGUCCAGUAUAAGCGAGGCGUCAAUCCGCAAGGCAACUACCCAGCGAACUCUGCGUGGUCCGCUGCAACGUGCGGCGUGUCUUCAGUAGGCUUAGUCAAGGAGUGCACGCCGGGUAGGUAUAAUCUCGAUUUGCCUUUGGGGAGCCCUACCAGCGGGGAGAGGGAUUUGAUCGUUGAUUUCAGGGAGCUGAGAGGAGGGGUUAGGGCGAGGGACAAUGAGUUUUUGUGUGGGAAUAGCAGCGAUCAGGAAGGGAGGCUGUCCUAUGCUGUGAGCUAUGAUGCCAGCGCCAUGGAUGAGCAAUUGGUUGAGCUAUGGAAGAGAAAGAUGGAGUCGGUGUUGGAGCCUGAUAGUAGUGAGAGCAGUAAACUGUGAAAGGCGGUUGUCGAGGAACAAGAAUUAAAAGAGUCCAACGUAAAUUUCUUUGGCAUCCUCCGCAAUGAAGUGAGAUGAAGCUGGGCUCAACUGUUGUCCACCAGUGGUAAGGAAUUACAGUGAAGCACAGCUGAAGUUACCGCUACUGUGUGUAUGGACGACCUAGUAACCCUAGCAGUGCUCAAUGCAAAUUUUACAUCCC
Verruconis gallopava is the source of this 2094-nucleotide messenger RNA. RefSeq lists its product as uncharacterized. Lineage: Eukaryota; Fungi; Ascomycota; Dothideomycetes; Venturiales; Sympoventuriaceae. The transcript has a single exon. The record is from RefSeq and is a predicted model, not a curated record. The coding region runs from base 168 to 1892 and encodes 574 amino acids.